AUGGCAUCGAUUAUCUCCCAAGCAUCCACGAGGACCGCCCGCCACACACUCCAGACCAGCGGCGGCGCGAAUCUGCGAAGCGGCCCAGUUCGGACGAGGCGGUUACUUUCGUCGAGAGCGGUAGCGGCGCGACACCUUCCCUUCCUGGUGUCAGGGAAACGCCUCAGGGUGCAAUGUCACGACAUCGAGGCGUUGCAGAGUGCUAGGACGCAAUAUCUGGCGGGGAGAGAAGCCGUGACGCUGCAGGUGUCGAGGUCGUAUUGGGUCCAGGCUGGCGAGGAGCCCGAGCCCGAGGAAGGCGGAAAGAAGAAGCUGGAUGACGAGACGAGGUUAAAUCUAGGAACGACAAUACGAAUCCUCAAAGACCGCCUCCCCACAAUCCUCCAACAACCCCUCCCCUCCGAAAUCCUCGCCCCCAACAUUUCCCUCCACCUCUUCCCCUCCACACACCCUCACCUCCCCGUCGCCAACGGCAAAGCCGCCUACAAAGCCGCCCUCUGGUCCUCACCCCUCGCCUGGAACCGCCUUCCCAUAAUAGGCAACGUCGGCCUCGAGAUCCAAUCCAUCCGCCUACAACCUGGCCCCCUCCCCUUCACGCCCCUGCGCGUCGGAUCCCUCGAAGACGUCCUCGUCGUGCGAUGGGUCACCGAACCUUCCUCCCUACCCUCCGAGUUCCUCCGGAACAUGGCCGCCAGGAUCUCAGGCGGCGGCGGCGACCACCCCGCGGCGCAGGAGUUCAUGGGCCUCUUCGCGUUCCAGUUCGAUCACAAGGGGCGCAUACUCGAUCAUACCAUCGAGAGCGCAGAGCAUAGCAGGCAUUGGAGUAAAGGGAUGGGGUCAAGCGUGCUGAAGUUUACGGAUAAGUUGUUGAGGGGGAUUAGGCAGAGGGGGGAGCCGGAUCCGGUGCCGUUUCCGGCUUGUUCGGGGAGGGGGAGGGGAGGUGAGAAGGAGGGGAAAGAGUGA
Molecule: messenger RNA, 963 nt
Organism: Scedosporium apiospermum
Lineage: Eukaryota; Fungi; Ascomycota; Sordariomycetes; Microascales; Microascaceae
Exons: 2
Coding region: 1-963 (320 amino acids)
Source: RefSeq, a predicted model, not a curated record